Molecule: messenger RNA, 6241 nt
Organism: Amoebophrya sp. A25
Lineage: Eukaryota; Dinophyceae; Syndiniales; Amoebophryaceae
Source: the annotation of a GenBank genome assembly
AGCUUCAUAGCAUAGCCACGACAAGAUAUUUCAUUUUCCCGGGAUGUGAUCUUCUAGGAGCUAUCGUUCUUGAUGUUGUCGUUGUUUAAGGGGACUCCUCGUGUUGAUCAUGUAGCUGUAGUAGAUCCUGGGUAGUUUUUCCGAUCUAGAAGUAAUUCUGUUUAUAGUUUUUCCGAUCUUACAGUAACACGACCAAAAAUGUCCGUAAAAAUCGUUGAUCUUGACCGGGAGAGGAAUGCGCUUUCUCUGACGCCAGAAGGGAAGAUCUUCUUUAACUUAAGGCUCGAACGUAAGCACGGCACCGCCAGCACGGCACCGCCAACACGGCACCGCCUAAAACGUCACGGACGGGUCUUAUCUGAGCCAAAGUAGAGCCGGGCCCGAACCGCGACCAUGAGUGAAGGAAUGAACGACGCAAGUCAUUUGAAAUCCAACAGCCAUUUUCUUCUAUCUCCUACUUGGGAUCCUCAUCCUGAAGAAAUCAAAUGAGGGGAACAACAACAAGGAAUGAAUUGCUUUUCGCUUCCAUGGUGCACUGAACUUUGUGCGAGAUUGAUCGUAUUAGUAUUGCAUUCAUUUCUUUUUACUUUUCCGUAUUACAGUAUUGCAUUCAUUUCUUUUUACUUUUCCUAGUUUUUAGAUUGGCUCCACCCUGUAUUAGUAUUGCAUUCUUCUAAUUAACCAGUUCAGGGCUCAAGAGAAGCUCAAGUUUAUCAGCUUCAUUGGCGCAGGACGAGUGGGCAAAAGCUGGCUAGCAAGCAGAUUCGCGGAACAUGUUUGGUACAACUACUUUUAAUAUCCACCUAGUACCUACUUUAAUCCUUGGUCCCGUCAACUACGAUAUUAUAGUACCUACGAGGAGCUCCUUUGUUGAAAAUGUAGUUACUCAGGUCAACGACGCUGCAGGAGGACCGAUUUUCUCGUAUAAUUGUUUUCUUCUACACAUCCCAAGAGCCUAUAUUAUUGUUCUUGUCUACACUACUGCUACAACCUUGCGAGGACCUGGGUUUGCGAACUGUCGUUCAUCUCCGCAAGAUUAUAUCUUCUUCUCCACGUCCACGUCCACCAGGUACGACACCGUAGUCCCCCACAACCUCUAGCUCAACUAUUUAAUAUCUUCUCCUCUCUUCAGAUAGUAUCCAGUAUCCACACAAUCCACUAUUUUUUAAUAUCUUCUUCUCCACUAUCCACACAAUCCACUAUUUAAUAUCUUCUUCUCCACUAUCCACACAAUCCACUAUUUAAUAUCUUCUUCUCCACUAUCCACACAAUCCACUAUUUAAUAUCUUCUUCUCCACUAUCCACACAAUCCACUAUUUAAUAUCUUCUUCUCCACUUCCACGUCCACCAGGUACGACACCGUAGUCCCCGGAUGUACCUCAGGGGCAGAGAGAGCGAAAGAGCGAGCCCGAAUCCCGGUUCCAUGGAGUGGCGACAUUUUUUUCACGAGAGGGCAAGGUGAAGCGGUGACUAAAGGCAUCUGGGCAUUCGCGUUGAGACCGAAUGAUCAGGUACUAUAGACUACAUCAACUUGUUGAUACUUAAAGAUUUAAUUCCUGGUAUUAGUAUUAGAUUAAGCCUACAAGGGAUGAACUCUAUAUAAACAACAAAACAACUACCACCUCUAGUAAUAGGUUACUAUAGGUAAAAAUCAUCAUUCAAAUACAAGUUUUCCAGGUCGACGAAGGUUCCCACGACCCUGAGAACGCCACCAGUGAGCAGGGUAGUCCAAAGCAGGACCCGAAUGAGCCGGGACCGACCAUCAUCAUCCUAGAUUGCGAGGGAAGCGAUAACCUUCUGGACACACAUGCUGAGAAUACUGUGGCCAAGCAGAUCCAAGCUAUCUCCUUCUUCCUCGCUGGUCGCGGCUCUGUGGUCUUCGUCGAAACAGACCGUUAAGAAUUGACUUUGACAUUCUUGAUAUAAGUACUUCCAAAUUAUACUUAAAUCAUUUAUAUUUUGAAUUUGUUCAACUUCAAAGGAAUCUGAAUCAUGUUUGCAGCUCAUCUAAGGCCGACUACGAACGCAAUCCUUGGACGACUUAGCCAGGAUAUUAGAUGUGAAACUCGAUGACGACGGCGCAUUGUACGAUAGGCAGCAGCUUUUUGUGGUAGUGAACAAGGAGACUUUGGGCAGUUCACAUGGUUUGGAACAACUGCUGCAAAAAACGGGAGACCAAAAACGCGCCAGUUGCGUCACGAUAAGCAAUGGAUUUGCUCCGGAUCGAAGAUUAAGGCUAACUUGAACUCUUGAAAUUGCUUGGGGAGACAGGACCGGACCCAACUAUCUAAGUAAAGCGGGUCCGUCGGUCGCUAUCUAUCAGGAUUCUUCGAGCGACCCCUCUUGCUUCCGUGACCCCCUUGAAGAACCUUGAAGCUUCUAAGUUGACAUUUUUUUCGGAUCCCAACGUUCUUUUGUAGAAACAACGGGAGUUCUCCUGACUUGGUUACCUAUUCGGACAUGACCCUUGAAGAGGCCUUAGACCAGUUAUUUGCGGCUAUCCAGAAGAGGACGCCAGUGAGCAACCUGCAAGGUACACAAUCGAAUUGAUCACUUGAAGACAGUCGUGGUCAGGUGAUAACUUGCAAUCCAAGUCAUCGAACGUGAUCCUUGGGUAAGGUGAUCAUUGACGAGGAAUCCCUUACCCAAGUCUUGUAAUCCUUGAUAACUUGCAAGGCUAUCCAGAAGAAGACGCCAGUGAGCAACUCGUAAUCCUUAGAUCAUUUGAGGAUCAUGUUCGUAUUCUUUGUUCUCUUGGGUGAACUACACCUACCAACUCGACCAAUAUCCAUGAUUCCACCAUUUCCAUCUUCAGGUUCCGAAUGCGCUAGGGCUGUCUUAGGCUACCUCAAUAUGGAAGCACUGGAAGAGCACCUCUCAGAAAUGGUCUCUUCCGAAGUUGUGGACUACAAGAGAGAUAUGCUGCCUGUCAUAUCGCGAGAUACUGCCACUGGAAUAACGACAGGGGAUGAGCAGGUACCUCGUGGUACCUCGACCUGGACUAGAUGAACUUCGAGCAGUCCUCUGCUGCAAUUCUUGUGAUCCAAAACAUCAAAGACGGACACUUGAUUCUAAGUAAUCAAAGUUGACUUCUGAGAAGCAGUGGGUGCUACAACUAAAUCUAACAGGAUGAAUCUUCAAGAAGAAGUUAUUGCUCCAUCCUCAUCUACUUCAUCUACUUCCCCUGUCCAUCUCUACUCCUCUACUUCCCCUGUGGUCAGUCUCUGUCCAUCUCUACUCCUCUACUUCCCCUCUUCCCCUGUCUAUCUUCCCCACUUCUCUUCAGGUAAUCGACGACCCUGUUACCAGCAAAGAUUGGCGCGUCACCAUCGAUGACGAGCUCUCUCUCGACUUCGAGCAGCUUUGUCAGAUCACCGUACCGCAGCUGACGCAACGCCUCCUCUUGGCGCUGGAUCGCAGACCUACAAAACUUCCAACCGAUGCCAAGGAACAAGUGCAAUACCUGAAACAGUUGUAUUAUCAGAAGAAUAUUAGUCCAAGGGAUGUUGUUGGAGGGGAUGGAGUUGCUACAAAUGGCACUGGUGCAAAUGGCACUGUUGCAAAUAUUGGCACUGGUGGUGCAACUACAGGGACAACUACAACUGCAAGUGGAAAUGCAUUACCCUGCUCUUCUGCGGACCAUAGUAAGUUUGAUGCUUCAGUGCAAGUUUCAAUAUCGAAGUUUGCGAGGAAACCCUAUGUCCGAUACGCCACCGUCCGAGCACCACAAAUCGUGGAGAAAUACGUGGCUUUGCUGGAAGCGGAAUUGACUUUGUUUUAUGGUCAAAAGCUUGAAAAUACUUAAGUAGCUUCUUUCCCUUUCAUCUUGAGAUCUUACUUCUCGCGACUAAAUUAUGCACUCAAUCUUUCUGCCUGUAUCCCUCAACACAGCAUUUCAAUUUCUAAUCUGCAUUUCUCCGGGAAAAACACAACCAGCGUUUACUUGAAACAGCAGACAGCGUGUUGCAGACUCUGGUAGAGAUGCUCGUCCUACAGCUAGAGAGUGACACUCUCGAAAAACUCUUAGCUUCGACAUCUUCUGCCAGUACAGGAAACAGUGCGGAUGAUAUCGAUGCAGCAGGUGCAUUUAAGACUAUUUAUUAUUUUUAUUGUUCGUCAUAUUGAUUAUCAUUGUCUCAUGUAUUUUUUGUCUCAUCAUGUAUCAUUUGUCUCAUUUAACUGUCUACGCAUCAAACCAAGCUGGAGUGUAUUUUUGUUCGUCGUACUAGUCCUCUUAGGGGAUUGUACGUCUAGUACGAGGGACGAGAUAGGGAAACCACUCCUAAAGAACCACGCAUAGAGAGAGCGAGUGACUACCUUUAAUUCAUCACCAGAGUCUCAGUCUUCUUCCGGUACAUCAACGACAGCAGAAGGUCUGAGUAGCAACAGCAGCAAUGCAGGCGGCUCGGCGAAAGCGUCACCGGUCGAGAUGGGCGAUAAUAGUGGAACUACAGCGAAUGGAGGACCUUUGUUUACGGGUUCUAUUAAAGUCGAGAUGACCCGCCCAUGUCUUAGUACACCAUUUUUUAGUUAUUUUAGUAUUUUUGAUUUAAAAGAUGAUUAUGUUCCCUCUUGGAUGAGUUGGAACCAAAAGGAGUUGCUAGAAGAAGCUGUCCUCGUUCCCUCUACCUCUAAUUUCUCCGAAAUAAAUAGCCAAAAACAAAAAUUAGUACCAACUACGGAACAAGAUGGAGGCGCUACACCCUCUUCGGCGUCGUCUAAAGGGGGAGCAAGACGGCUGAAGUCUAUCACUGGGGAAUCCGUGAAAGUCAGAUCGCUUCUGUGCUACGACGACCAGAUAUUGGAUAGGCUCUUGGCGGAAUUCGACGCUAACCCAGUAGUGGAAAGGAUACUUAGCGAAAACAAGAGUGGAGAUCAUUUUAUGGAGAAGAUGAGAUCCAGAUUCAUUCACCCUCUACUCAAGGACGUCAAGUCGUCCAAAAAUUUCUAAAAAUCUUUCGCGUGCUACCAUCGCAAGCUCCCCCUCCACGCCGACCGAACAAAGCCUCGUCUUAUCCAAGCGCACAGAGCUAGAACACCGCUUACAUAGGAUCUAUGUCUCCGAGGUGAAUCAAAAUUUAGACAAAUUGGUCACAAUUCUGCUAGAACGGCUGAAUCUUCCUGGUGGGAUGUUCGGUUUCCUACAGAACGCUUCCUACGACGAUGACGAGACACAAGCAAUACUGCGAGACUUCGAGAACAACCACAGUGUGCGGAGCUGUACAGAAAGGCUGAAAUCGCUGUCGGAGGGAGGAGGAAAUUUAAGAACACUGGAGACCACGACCUCUUAAGUCUAGUUUAUUUUGUUUCAUCGUCCUCCACGAGCUCUAAUUCAGUCUCCGAACCGCAGGACAACACAGACUUCCCAGCAGGCUUCCGACGCAGCAACGACAAAGGAAGAUGGAGGGACGAAAGGCGCGACAACCUCCUCCGUAGGUCGCAAAAUGCAAAUACUCAUGGGCAUGGACCCAAGUAGCAGAGAUAGCACGUCUAGUACUUCAACAACUGGCAACGACAAAAAGUCAGACCUCUUGAAAGAAACAGUGGACCGCUAUCGGCAUAAACUCCGCUAUGCAGUCCAAGAGCGCAUACGCAUGCACAACGAAAAAAUCCUGACACAACUCAUAGGAAUGUUUAGGUGCUGACGCGGUUGAGCAUGGUCGAACCCUUCCUCCUAGUCCUAGAAUAUACUAACAACCGCAUGGUUGAACCGUUCCUCCUAGUCCUAGAAUAUACUGUGUGGAGGAGUUUCGGUAUGCUACUCCGUGCCCCGUUUGUACCUUUAGCAGCUGUUUCUUGUGCGACUCUCAUGUAUAUAAGUCAAGGUGGAGACAACUCACUAUCUAUGGAUGGGUCGAGUUGUACUCAAUGGGAAUAGCAGGAGUGGUAGUAGAGGUGGCCCUGAAGAAAACGUCGGUAGUAAACGUUGUACUAGUAGAGCUCCUGUCUGUAUCUAUAAUCUUAAUCUUUUUUUACUGUUGUUCAUUCAAAAAAAUCAUUUUAACUAAUCGAAGAUUUGUGUAUUCGUUGUAAGGACGCCAACGCCUGAGUGUACUAGGUAUAAAUGUCAAAUUCUCUUCUGGAGAGAUGACAGGGAAGAUUGGGGUCUGAUGUUACCCUUUUGAUUGGGACUACUGUACGUAGAAACCAGGGUAAUCCGUUUCUGCUCUUCAAACCAUGAACAUGAAGCAGAACUAAAAGCUUACCAAACUGAUCAUGAAGAACCGCGAUGAAUGAAGCA